Molecule: messenger RNA, 3464 nt
Organism: Aedes albopictus (Asian tiger mosquito)
Lineage: Eukaryota; Metazoa; Arthropoda; Insecta; Diptera; Culicidae
Exons: 10
Coding region: 278-2977 (899 amino acids)
Biological process (GO): proteolysis
Molecular function (GO): serine-type endopeptidase activity
Source: RefSeq, a predicted model, not a curated record
UAACAUCGCAUCCAUCUCAAUCAUCGAACGAGAGAGUGGGGUUCUUCCCUAUCAAUGACGAGACGACGACGGCGCGAUGAAGCUAACAGCCAGUCUCAACCCAUCGACCUGUGCUGUUCAAAACCUGUUAUCUUUUAAUAGGAACGACGAUCACGCAAGAGAGGAAUCACCAAUAAGUUCUCACCGACGAGAUUUGUUUGGGAUGAAUACCCAGUGUUUUGAUUUUGGUCGGCAGUUUGUAGCUUAGUAGCAAAUGGUGCACUUGUAAUCUUUCGCUAUGUUCGGCGCACUGAGAUGGCUAAUUACAGCGGCGGUGAUUUGCGAAGGUCGACAUUGGGAUGCAAACCGAAUGUUAUCAAAUGAACGGCACACAUUGGAUGAUUGCAGAUUGCGUUUUCAUCAACUCAUCGAUGCCGGGGCCUCUGCUCCUGCUUCUGGAAGCCCGGCGUUGUUGAAAGAAUUCGCUCACAUGGGAGCCAUAGGGUGGACCCAGGAUGAUGGGAAAGUACUGUGGCAUUGUGGAGGAACAUUGAUUUGGAUGGACUUCGUACUGACUGCGGCACAUUGCGUGGUAGAUCACCGGAAUAUUCGACCGGAUAUUGUUCGGUUUGGCGACUUGAAUUUGGAAACCGACGAUGAUGACGAAUAUGCCCAACAAUUUAAGAUAUCUCGAAUAUAUAGACACCCGCUACAUCGAUUUGGAGUGAAGUACCAUGACAUAGCACUGAUGAAGUUGGAAAAGCCUGUUAGGAUACAUGAUACAGUAUGCCCAGCAUGUCUUUGGAUCGACCCUGAGAUACGUUUUACAGAACUCGUCGCUACUGGAUGGGGCAGCACUGGUCAUUUUGAGGAUCGCACUCCUUCGCUGCUAAAAGUUACGCUAAAGCCCUUGGAAUCCUCCAAAUGUGAAAAGUUUUAUACUAGUGAACUUGUUCGAGGUUUGACUGCUGGUCUUCAUGAGAACCAUCUUUGUGCUGUCGAUGAGAAGAUGGACACCUGUGAAGGCGAUUCCGGUGGUCCACUUCAAGUCAAGCUGUUACACCACACCCGUCUUACGCCUUUCAUAGUGGCUGUCACUUCAUUCGGAUUGCCCUGUGGAUUAUCAAAUCCUGGAGUGUACACUAAAAUAGGCCCGUACCAUGACUGGAUUCUAGCAACUAUGCGGCAAGGUGGCACUGUUAUUGAAGAUGAUAUUUUCAACGCCACAUUCUGCGCAUUACGCUUCCAGAAAUUCCGUGAAGAUAUCUACACAAGGCCUUUCAACAAUACCCAUGUGUACGAGUAUACUGGCUACACUGAUCAUAUAUAUACAGAUAUUCCUCCAACAUAUCUUGUUCAGCUAAUGUGGAAUAUUGAUGGGAGUCCUCAGAAUUGUUACGGUACAAUCAUCGAUGAAAAUACAGUUCUAACAGUUGCUAAUUGUGUCCAUCAUCAAGGGAUUCCAGCUUCAGCUGUAUCACAUCCAGACGAAGGUGUGAUAAAGAUCUCAAAAAUAAAUGUGCAUCCCCAAUACAAUCCGGCUUACGGCUACCAUAAUAUUGCCAUUCUACGGUUGACAAAACUGAUCAGUUUCAUUAAUAUUCGACCUGCUUGCAUUGAUUAUGAUAAAAUGUGGGUCCACCAACCCAAUGGCGUAUUCGGAUUUGGGAGGAGAGACAUUUACUAUUGCAUAGAUUUCCCUGAGUGUAUAGAUCCAUCAUUGAUACCAUUGAUUGUCUACAUAGAGCCAAAAACCGAGACAACGUGCAAAUUAUCUCGAGAAUUUGUACCACGCUUUCCUGACGGCAUCACUGAUGAACUUAUCUGUGCAGGGAUAGAUCGAUUUCUGGUACCCGGAGCAUGUGACCUAAAGCUUGGAGGUUCAUAUUCAAACGUUAACAAAAUUAUAAGGCGUGCUCUCCCAGCCAUAGACAGAACAAUAAUUGUAAGAGGUGACUUGUAUCCUCGUCUGGAUGGUUUGGUACAAAUUGGGAGAGACUGUGGCUAUGGCGAGCAUUUGCUGUCCACAAGAAUUCAAAGCCAUAUCAAAUGGAUGGAGCGUGUACUGCUUCCAAAAAGCGCGACGACUAAUGCAGUUCAGUUCUUGGAUCACAGCCGCUGCGUUGGUGAUUCAUGCACUGACGCACACGGCAUGCCGGGAAGAUGCACUGCAAUAUCGAGAUGUCAGCGGAAGUGGAAAAAGUUUGAACUCACAAAAGAGGCCACAUUUUGUUCUUCGACUUCGGUGAUCUGUUGCCCUAAUGCAGACAUCGAUAAAGACGCCUGGAGCAACAAACACUCGCUUCUUAUGAAGUGUCCAAAACUCGUAAAUGCUUUGCUUCCAGAAAACAAUAGUGCUCCAAUGGUUCGAAUUUUUGGUAACUCAACUCUAUAUAUCUGCAUGGGCGCCAUCAUUUCCGAUCGAACAAUACUAACUUCUGCAAGUUGUGUGAACACCGCAACAACUCUUUCUGUUCAACCGCUGGGAAAUCCUAAAAUCACGAUACAAGUUCGACAAGUUGUGAAACACAGCUCAUUCAACACAACUGAUUACAGUAACGAUAUUGCUAUCCUGCGACUAUCACAAUCCCUCACCUGGAGUCCUCAGCUGCAUCCUGCAUGCCUGUGGAACAACCAAACUCAUUCUCCACUUAUAGUUGAAAUGCUACAACCAUUCAAUACAACCGACGACACCGACAUCGAGUAUAUCGAGCUGCUAACCAUGUACAACUCGGACUGUCAAAGAACACAUGCCCACCCGAUUCGAGAUUCGCACAUUUGCGUCAAAUAUCCAUAUCGGGAGUACACGUGUCUUCAGUCGCACAGUAUGCUCCGGUGGGAAGAUGCGGAAGGUGUUCCAUACUUGAUUGGCCUGUCAACGGAUACCAGAGAGUGCAUGGGGUGGUCCUACAUGACCUUCUCACGGGUUGCGGCUUUCUUAGAUUGGAUUGUGGACAACAUAGAUGAUGGGGAAAUUAGACGAUCGUUUAAAUUGUGAAUAGCAUUAAAUAAAGUACAAGCCUCAUAUUAAAUGAUUUAUUAUUUCAUGGAAAACAUGUUACUAUAAAAUAAUAACGAAAAUCAGCAAAUCAGGCCAAACAUUUCAAUAGGUCCUAUCUGCAUUAGAGAGGCUCUCUUUGUUCACUCUCUCUUUCAGUUAUUGCUAUGUAAUGGUACACUUUUCAACUAUUUUUGCAGUACAAAUCAAAAGACGAUUGUUUUGACGAUCGUUCAAUGCAAGGAGACAAUCGUAAUGCAAAUUAACGGCUGAGAUAUUAAUGGAAGAGAGGCAAACCAAAGAGAGCCUCUCUUCUGCAGAUAGGACCUUUAGACAUGUUUGGCCUGAAAUACUUCUCGAGUACAAAAAUGUUAAAUGUAAAAUUCUCUUUGAAUUAACAAACCAGUGUUUUAUGUCGUCUCUCGUAAAAAAUAAAAACGAAACGUAUUAUAUACACAUUUUGAAAAAUACGUUUAUUCCAACUGUA